GACAUAACACUGUUUACUACAUGUGCGAAGAGAAAUGGCGACAGUCACUGCCCGUCUUACAACUUUCGGAGAGGCAAAUUAUGGAGAGCCUGAACAGGAUGCUAACUCAGCCCUUAUGGAGUUGGACAAAGGUCUGCGUUCCACUAAGGUCGGAGAGCAAUGUGAAGCAAUCGUAAGGUUUCCACGGAUGUUUGAGAAGUACCCCUUUCCGAUUCUAAUUAACUCGGCCUUUCUGAAGUUGGCUGAUGUUUUCAGAGAUGGUAAUAACUUUUUGCGAUUGUGUGUUCUGAAAGUAACACAGCAAAGUGAGAAACAGCUUGAUAAGAUUCUCAACACGGAUGAAUUUCUUCGCAGAAUCUUCUUUGUUAUCCAUAGCAACGAUCCGGUUGCCAGAGCUAUAACUCUCAGAGUCCUAGGUGGUAUUGCCCCUAUCAUAGCUGAGCGCAAGAAUGUUCAUCACAGCAUCCGAAGUGGCCUAGACUCACAUGAUAAAGUGGAACUUGAAGCUGCCAUAUUUGCUGCCAAUAGAUUUGCUGAACAGUCAAAGGUUUUUGCUGUGGGAAUUUGUAACAAGUUGUCAGAGAUGAUUGAGGGUCUGGCGACUCCAAUGGAAAUGAAGUUGAAAUUGAUUGAGAUCUUUGAACACAUGCAUCAUGACGGCGAGUCUGCAUGCAGGGUGCGCCACCUGUGUGUCAGCAAGUUGCAAUCGUACCCGGCUAGAGAUUUUGUUCUCGUUACCCUCCAUACACUCUCCAAACUUGCUACAAGCUCACUUGUAGACAUUCCACAGCAGGUAUCCCUCCUACUAAAGUACCUGCACAGCGAUCCAAGAUACACUGUAAAAAAGAUUGCUCUGCAGGACCUCCGCAUGCUAGCUUGCAAGGCACCACACAUGUGGACCGGAGAGAACGUUGACGGUCUGUGUGAUUUCUGUUCAACAACUGGUUAUGAUGGACUGAUCAUUGGAGCCUUGACUGUCCUUAGUGCUCUAUCAAAGACAGUAGCAUUGAAUGUAUUAGACUUGGCUCAUAAUUCUAAAGUUGUGAAAUUGUGCGGUGAUUUCUGCUGUGUGCCCAAUGUUACCAUAGCAUCAUAUGCCAUUCAGAUCAUGACCAACAUCACAACAAAGGGUGUACCCCAGUCACAGAUUGAAUCGGUUGUGCAAGAGGUUGCUACAGCUGCUGAGGCUCUCAUCAUGAUUUGUGCACUGCAAGAUGGAAAGGAAGCUACUACGGCUAUCACGAUUGCGUUGAACUGUGUAAGGAGCUUAUGCCAAGCAAGUCCGUCACUAGCUCCUGAAUUUGUUGAUAAUUUGUGCAGCUUAGUUGGCAGUUCAAUAGGUAAGAUAGGAGUGCUUCUGUGUCAGUGUCUGGUGACCUUGGCUCAGAGUGACCCAUCAUUAGUUGGUGCUUACAAAGACAGUUUGCAAGAAUUACUUAAUCUCACAGCUCAAUCUAGUAUGGAUCCAACACAACAGAAACUGUUUGUAUCAGUUGCAGCAUUGUUAAUGCUUAGCCAAAGCAGCUCUGAUGAGCCAAAGAAGAUAUCGCAAUUCUUUCUGGACAAGCUAAGCCCAUCACAAAUUGCGUUGAACUGUGUAAGGAGCUUAUGCCAAGCAAGUCCGUCACUAGCUCCUGAAUUUGUUGAUAAUUUGUGCAGCUUAGUUGGCAGUUCAAUAGGUAAGAUAGGAGUGCUUCUGUGUCAGUGUCUGGUGACCUUGGCUCAGAAUGACCCAUCAUUAGUUGGUGCUUACAAAGACAGUUUGCAAGAAUUACUUAAUCUCACAGCUCAAUCUAGUAUGGAUCCAACACAACAGAAACUGUUUGUAUCAGUUGCAGCAUUGUUAAUGCUUAGCCAAAGCAGCUCUGAUGAGCCAAAGAAGUUAUCGCAAUUCUUUCUGGACAAGCUAGGCCCAUCACAAGCUUGGACCCUUUUUAGAGUGUCAAGGCAGGCAGCCAGGCUAGGUUGUCAUUGUGUUGCUGCAGAACUAUUUGGAAAUCUGACAACAAAAGUAGCAUCAGAGCAUUACUACUUCUGGUUGUCUGGUUUGAAUAAUUUCUGCAAAGCUGAGGAGUGUCUUACAAAACCGUCUCACAAACUGUUUAAUUUGACUCAAAGUUUGGCUGAGGCUACUCAGCAUUAUGAAAAAGGGAUAGUUGCCUUAAAGGCUGCUACCACACCUGGUCAUCAGAUGCAUUUCCAGUGCGAGUACACUAGGUUACGAUGUGAUAUGCUGCAUGCAUUCAAGCUCCUCAUUACAGCCUCAGCAAGUAUCAGGACUUGUCCACCGCCGGCUAUUGCACCGGCUGUUGCCAUGACAACUGGAAUAGAUCUGCAAAAGUGUGGUCGCAUGGCUUUCCAGAUGCAGAAUUGUCAUGAUAAAUUACGUCAACUUGGCAGCUCUUACUCUACACUACAGCAAGCAUCGUUUGAUGCCGACCCCAAGACACUUGAAAAUAUGUUGGUAUUACAAGAAAUCUGUCUGCUGCUAGCUUAUGUUAUUGAUGUUCUUAUACUAAGCAAUCAAAUUUAUGGUGGAAAGUCAACAGGUAAUCUACAGGAUGUGCUAGACUUGCAGAGUCAGACGUCUGCUAAAAGCUCCAAUAAGGUGAUGCAGGCCUGUGUGAAGGUUUUGCAAAGCACUCAAGAAGCUUUGCAGAAAACAGAAGGACAGUCAGUAUCUCAUCUGCACUCAGACUGCCUAUUUGAAGCCUGCCACACACUGCUGCAGGUGCCUAUUGGCUAUCCACGAUACUUCUUCCAAUCCUUGCAGUCUACAGCCAUUAAGCUAGCAGUGUCCCCUACACCAAGAGGUGCUGGAGAACCAAUCUUGGUACAUGUUAGCACAAGGUUGGCAUUGAAGGUGGAAGGUGUUAUUCAACAUGGACAAAAACCAGGUCUGUUUCGAAAGGUAAAACAGGUGACUCUACAGGUAACAUCUAGCUGUACCCAUCGCCUUCCCAAACCAAACGAAAAUGCUAAGCAAACAGAGUCAACAACCAAUGACCUGCGACAGAAUGUGGAGCCUCAUAAUGAUUUCUUCAGCACUCAGUUCCUCCUGCCAUUCCCAGUGGCAGGCACCCACCAAGUCAAUGUAGAAGCUACUGUCAUUGACAAUGAAGGCACAGUCUGGAAAACAGGACCCAAGUUAUCGCUAAAUGUUAAGGCGUAUGAAGAUACCUUAUAUCAGCGCCCUCAACAGGCACCGCCUCCACCUCCACCAUCGUCUCAACUAAUGCCAGCUGCUCAACGAACCCAGACCACCUCUCGAUGAAGCAAGAAAUAUUUCAUUGUGGUUAAUAAUUUUCUUGGUUGCUUAUGCAAGAGAGAUGGUGGAACUGGAAAAAAUGUCAAUUUAAUUAUUUUUUAUUAGUGGCUUUUUUGGAGAGUUCACAUUGACAGAUUAAUAUUUUUAUUUAAUUACCAAUUACUGUACACGUGCAGGUAUGACAUCAGCUUGAUGAUACAGAAACAGGGGUUAAGCUGUAGCAUUAUGAGCCCUAGUGACUCCAGAAGGUUUUACUUGCAUGCUACUGAUAAUUACAUUAGGGGCUGAUGCUUUAUAAAGUAAGGCUAUGUUCACACACACGGCGUAAGACUGGCGUGGCUUACGCCAGGCGUAAGCUAAUCCACGGAUUAAAAUUCCAAAGUGUUCAC
Anneissia japonica is the source of this 3657-nucleotide messenger RNA. RefSeq names its product integrator complex subunit 7-like. NCBI's taxonomy places the organism in Eukaryota, Metazoa, Echinodermata, Crinoidea, Comatulida, Comatulidae. Bases 35 to 3274 code for a protein of 1079 amino acids. Gene Ontology annotation, biological process: snRNA 3'-end processing. Gene Ontology annotation, cellular component: integrator complex. The record is from RefSeq and is a predicted model, not a curated record. The transcript is spliced from 24 exons.